Molecule: messenger RNA, 4128 nt
Organism: Westerdykella ornata
Lineage: Eukaryota; Fungi; Ascomycota; Dothideomycetes; Pleosporales; Sporormiaceae
Exons: 6
Coding region: 1-4128 (1375 amino acids)
Biological process (GO): regulation of transcription by RNA polymerase II
Cellular component (GO): nucleus
Molecular function (GO): DNA-binding transcription activator activity, RNA polymerase II-specific; RNA polymerase II cis-regulatory region sequence-specific DNA binding
Source: RefSeq, a predicted model, not a curated record
AUGCUUGAGAAAGGGUGGCGGAAGAAACUUCACGACAGACGACCAAAAACGCCGCUUGAAGUCAAAGGCACAGGUGAUGGUGUGACCGAGAACGAGAAGCCGACUGAUCAGCCAGCUACGACACCCGCUGCAAAGGCCGACAAACCUUUCUGGAGGAAGACUCUACACGACAGCCGACCACAGUCCGCUCUCGGCCUCCACGUCGCGGCUUCGCGAGGUGAUGAUACCAACGGCUCGCGCAGAGAUAGUGGUUCAAGUAUAUCAGCAUUGCCGGCACCCCGCGCGAGGAAUGAGACUAGGCCCAAGUUUGCACGAUAUCUGUCCGAGUAUUUGUCGCUCACGGCCGGGCCGAAACCCGAGUUCCCUUUCCCAGAACCUUGGGAUGAAGAUGCUCCAUUUGAGCCAGAACCGCCCGUCGAUCCUCUGUUUGCUCUGCAACACAUCCGCUCCCAUAUUGGCAAUCGUGGAUGGAUCCCUCUUCCUGUACAGCACAAUAGCGGGAUCCUACGAAUUUUCGAGGACUAUCAAAAGGUUCGAGAAGAGAAGGAGCGUCUGAACGACUUGUUGAAGAAUACUCUGGAUGAUUUUCAAAUUGCCGAGGAAAGCUGGGGCGAGGAAAAGUCUCGUUAUCAGGAUGAGAUCCGACGUCUCGAGCUCUUGAUUGCCCAGGGCGCCCCUGGCAUGGUCGGCCUCAUGGAGGCUAGGCAAGGCUCAGUCGUUGAGCGUCCACGCAAGACGCCUUCAUCAGACCAACCCGAGGUGGUUUACAAGCCAAUGACCAUGGAUCAGCUCGAUAGCGAGAUCAAGGUCAGGAGCCAGAAAGCUAUUCUACACCGCCCGACUUCACCAUCCGGAUCAAUGGCUGCACUUUCAAAGAAGCUUCUGCGCCAAGGCCGGGCAGAAGAACUCCAUGUUGGCACGCCCCCUACGGUUGGACAUCAGUUGACUCUGUCCCGGAAGGUAAAGAGCGAGUUGGACCUGUCCGAAUUGUCAACUACUUCUCCCGACCCGCAAUCCAAUCAUUCCGGUGGCGCGGACUCUAGCGAGCGGGUACUGAGAACGAGCAAAAUGCCAGCAGAAGUCACCUUGGAGGUCGGCGCCGAGUUCGAGGCCUUCGUAGCCUUGAAAGAACUGGCCACAUUGGUUGCUCGUCGACGAGGGCUCAAUGCCCAGGAUUUCGUGUCCAAGCUUAUGAAGCUCUAUGAAACUGAGAGUGAUCGCGGGUCUCAGACGGACGAUUCAUCUCUGAGUUACCAACACAAGAGUGCUGAUUACAACGCGCCGGUCGCCACCGGAGGCGAAGAGACACAUCUCCAUCCGGCGCAACUCUCCAUUCCGCCCACGAUGGAUGAACGGCACUUUUCCUUUGAGCCAGGUGAUGAUCAGCUAGUCCUCCUCACAGACAAGUUUAGGGAGUGGGAUCUCACACGAGCAAGAUCUCCGUCCGGACCACAGUCAACGUCUUCAUCUGACUUUUCCGAGAAUGUGACAGAUGACGUUGCGGAGGCCUCCUUACGAAGGGUGCAAACUUUGAGCGCAGAUGUUACGAUAAAGCCGUCCAAGAUACCCAGUCCGGUACAGUCCCCCUUGGGCCGAACACGGAGGGAAGGUCCCACCUCCAGCCUACGAACAACGCAAAACCGGGGCAGGUUGAACGAUCGACCGAAUUCAAGCUCUAGUGUACAAACGGCUUUCCGUGACAGGUCGAGCAAGCCGAAUGAAGAGCUCAUUCAGAACUUCAAGGCGGCCUUCCCUCACGUCGCGUCGACCACUCGCUCGCAGUCCAUCGGUAACCAUUCUGGGCCGUCCCUCACGGAUGCGCUCGACGUAGCGCAUCACAAUGUUCGUCACUUUGGCGAUCACGAAGACAUCAAAGACGCGGACCCAACCCCGCGAGGGAAUACAGAACAAUGGCGAUUUACGCCAUCACUUCUCGAUCCCAACAGUUUCGCGUUUGCUUCUUUCGCCAACCAACCGCCUGGAUAUUACACGCCAACCCCUGGCGGCACGAACACCCUCUAUCACAGCCAGGCGGGAGACCUACACACGCCCGGCUUCAGCUUCGGCCUAGGCACCCCGCUCUCACUACCGACCUCUGAAGGCGGCGUACAUGCUGGUCAACCGGCGCCUUCUGGCCAUCUUCACGGUUUCAAUCCCCAUGCAUUGUCUACUCAACACUUCCAGAACCAAAAUCCCUUUUCGUUGCCGUCCCAACACGGACCCGCCUUUGCGCCUCAUGAGUUCAGUCACCAACCUUCCGUGUUUGAGCACGCGCAGCUUGGGCAGGUUCAUGAACAGUCCCCCUUGGACAACGUCAUGCCGGAUGUCGAGAUGCAGGAGCAGUCUCCAGUAGUGGGUUACGCUACUCAACCGCAACCCUUCCAGCAAAACAUGGCCCCGACCCUUCCUCAGCAACCAGCUAACUCGUUCCGGUUUCAUGUUACUUUGAAUGCUCCAACGGCAAUGAUCAAGAAUGCGGACGAGAUUCCUGUAACCUACCUCAACAAGGGGCAAGCAUAUACGAUUACGCUGGUAGAUACUGCGCUGCCUCAGCAGACUUCCAACACAGUGCUCAAGUAUCGAACGUACAUUCGCAUUUCAUUCGAGGAUGAGCAGCAGCGCCAGAGGCCGGCGGCUUGUUGGCAGCUUUGGAAAGAAGGGCGCGGGACUAAUGAGGCGCAUCAAAGAGGCGGACGCCUUCAAGCGGUUGAGUUCGUCGAUCCGAGCCAGGCUGGGGGUGGGGAGGUGCAAGGCCGGCCGCGGGUGGAGCUCGAGUCCGCCUCCUUCGAUGGUUUCGCCGUCACUUGGAUUCCAGUGCACAACAAUCCUCCGGAGUGCUCACUGGCUGUGCGUUUCAACUUCCUCUCAACGGACUUCAGUCACUCGAAGGGCGUCAAAGGCAUACCGGUUCGUCUAUGCGCCAAAACCGAAGUCGUCUCCGCCGGACCUGGAUCGCCUCCAGAGCCCCCGGCAAUGGAACUCUGUUACUGCAAAGUGAAGCUCUUCCGAGACCAUGGAGCGGAGCGGAAGCUGUCCAACGAUGUAGCACACGUUAAGAAGACCAUCGACAAGUUGAAACAGCAGAUUGCUCAGGUGGAAUCUGGAAUGAAAGACUUCGGAAAGCGCAAGCGCAGUGGAUCGGUAUCCAAAACUGCGCCCAGUUCUCGACCAGGGAAGGUGCCCAAACACAAGAGGACGUGGUCCAUGUCUUCAAAUAGCUCAGCUUCCGGUGCGCGCGUGGCGGCGGAAGAAGACUUGCAACUUAAGCUGCAGUCGCUCCAGGAUAUGUUCAGUUCCACGAGGCCGGUUAGCGUGCUCUAUCUAAAGGGAGAUGAGCACGACGACCCAGAUCUUCAUCCCGUGCAGCUGUCCGGCACGAUGGAUCUUUCGAAGAUUGAUACAAACGUAGAUUCGACCAUGUGGGAGCACCAGAGUUCCCAUACUGGAACCUCGUCCAUUGUAUCUCCGACACCGAGCUCCCAAUCACUCCACUCCGGCGGUCAUCGGCGUUCCUCAUUCCAGCAACCGGCUCCGUUCCAACCGCCGUCUCGGAUGUCCUCGAACGAAUGGAGAGGCCACCCUCAAACAGCGACAGGUGAUCUGAAACCUCUUUCCGCAAUUCCAGAUGGCUCGGAUGAACCGCGAAGAGUGCAAAGGCCGUAUAGUGACGAUCAUGCCCUUUCUGGGUGGAUUGAAGCUGUGGGUGUCGACCCUUCCUAUGUCCCGCCACCGGAACCAAUGGUCAAACCAGUUGCUUGUUUCUUCGUUCAACCAAGGGUUGCUGGGCGGGUGCCGAGCGAUAACUACUUCCGCGCCGUCUACCUCUUGGAACGGACAUUGAAGGCUCUUGUGGGCGGAAUAUCCAUGAAGGCUGAUAUCGAGCCGACAAAAGUUACGAGGGUUAUCCGGAUCAAUGAGAAAGGCCUUCAGAUUCUCAUGGACGAUGAUGCUGUACGGGAGAUACCCGAACAACAGGAUAUGGUCGCUGAAUUCCACGAAAUCACCUCAUCACAGCAGCCCUUGAAACGCGAGUGGGAUGCUGGUUCAACGGACAUACAGGUCGACGGAGAUGUAGGCGCCAUCGAAACCGUCAAUUCCACUGGCUACGAGCUCCGACUCCUCUUCUGA